GCACUUGCCUCAGUUUCAAGGACGUCUCCUCGAGAGCUGGUCAUUUGAUUCUCUCUCUAUCUGGUCCCUUUGUUUCUUCUUUCCUCAUCUUUUCUGUUGCCACCUACACACACACACUUUUAAAAAAUCGCAAUGUUAGCCAAAUGCCGCCUCUUCAUGCCCGGUUUGUGCACCUCAAGUAGUUUCAGGAUCUCUCCUGGGCUGGAAGAUGCGCCAUCCUUGGACUGCCACAAGCUUCUUCUUCACAGUGCCGCUAGUGAGCUGUACCCCUCGCCUCUUGAAGGGAAACGGGCUCGGCCAUUUAACGAACUGCCCGGCAACUGGAGGAACAGCUGGUUCAACCUCUACCUUUUCUGGAAGAAAGGGGGCUUCCAGAACCUGCACAACAUCAUGAGGCACAAUUUUGAAACCUUUGGGCCAAUUUACAGGGAAAAACUGGGCUCCUAUGACAAUGUCAACAUUAUCGAUCCGGAGGAUGCGGCGGCGCUCUUCAAAGCUGAAGGAUUGUACCCGGAGAGAUUCAUGGUUCCUCCUUGGAAGGCCUAUCGCGACUUUCGCAGCAAGCCUUACGGAGUGCUUCUGAAGAGCGGAGAGGCUUGGCGUCAGGACCGCCUGGUUCUGAACAAGGAGGCCCUGUCCCUAAAAGUGCUUGACAACUUUGUGCCUCUUCUGAACGAGGUGGGAGAAGACUUCAUCAAGAGAGUGCAAAUGCAAAUCGAACGGAGCCCGCAGGGGAAGUGGACGGCUGACUUCACCAACGAGCUCUUCCGUUUUGCCCUGGAGUCUGUAUGCAGUGUCUUGUACGGCACACGCUUGGGACUCCUGCAGGACUUUACCGAUCCUACGAACCAGGAGUUCAUUGAUGCUGUUUCCUUGAUGUUCCAUACUACCUCGCCAAUGCUGUACAUCCCACCAAAAUUCCUGCGUUGGAUUAACUCCAAGAUUUGGCUGAACCACGUGAAGGCCUGGGACAUCAUCUUCACCCAAGCUGACAGGUGUAUACAGAAUAUUUACCGAGACCUCCGUUUGAGCCGGAAAAAUGCCAAAGAAUACAAAGGCAUUUUGUCCAGCCUUUUAAUGCAGGAUAAACUGCCUGUUGAAGACAUCAAGGCCAGCAUCACGGAGAUGAUGGCGGGAGGAGUGGACACGACUUCAAUGACUCUCCAGUGGGCCAUGUACGAACUCGCCAAAGCUCCCGCCAUCCAGGAGCGGCUGCGGUCAGAAAUCUUGGCCGCCAAAGCAGCUUCCCAGGGCGAUAUUCUGAACGUACUAAAAGCUGCCCCGUUGGUCAAAGCUACCAUCAAAGAAGUCCUCAGGCUCCAUCCGGUUGCAGUCACAAUACAAAGAUACGUAACCCAAGAGCUUAUCCUUCAGAAUUAUUUGAUCCCUGCCAAGACCUUAGUCCAAGUUGGCAUUUAUGCCAUGGGCCAUGAUCCAAGGUAUUUCACCAGACCUGAGCAGUUCAGUCCAGAAAGGUGGCUGGGUCAUGACUCUAGACACUUCCGACUGCUGGGGUUUGGCUUUGGGCCACGCCAGUGCCUUGGGCGCAGGAUUGCUGAGCUGGAGAUGCAGCUGUUCUUGAUACACAUGCUGGAGAAGUUCAAGAUUGAAACUAAGAGGGGAGUGGAAGUUGGCACUACAUUUGAUCUCAUCUUGGUCCCGGACAAGCCGAUCCAUUUGACUCUACGGCCUCUGGACUCUCGUCCCUAAGCAGGGAAGGUGCACGUGAAGCCUCUUUCAAACCCCUGGAGAAAGAAAGGACAGGAAACGACCGGCCAGCCAAAACCCAUUUUUGCUGGUGAUGAACUUUUCACCGGGUCCAGAGGGAGCUUGUUUCCGAAAUGUACAAAAAAAAAAAGAAACAGCACGUAAUGGCAUAAUUUGUGGAGAGGUCUUCUCAACACUCGGACUGUCCUAUGCUCAACCCCCUAAUGUGUGAUUUAGACAAAGGGGAGGAAAAUGUCUGUGACUCAGGUUGUUUUGGAGACUUAGAAUCAGGAUAUGAUGCUCGUAGCUUUCAGGCCACAAGAAAGGAGCAAACAGAUCAAAAAGAAGGGCCACUGAAAGGGAAUGUGCGCCCUGUGAGAUGUUAUCGGAUUGGACCUCCCAUCAUCCCUAGCUGUUAGUUAUGCAGGCUAGGGCAGAUGGGACUUGUAGUCCAACAACAUCUGGAGGGCCGCAGUUGGAUCUAAAGGUUUUGCUUCUUCCAUUGUUAGUACUAGGCCUGGGAGGGCAAGGAAACACAUGUGCCCUCCCAGAUGUUUUUGGACUACAAGUCCCAUCAGCCUUGGCUGGCAUAGCCAGUUAGGAGAGAGAUGUACAAGAAUGUCCAGAGGACCAUGGUUUCCUAUCCUUGUUCCAGUAUGUAAGGAGAAGGGGAGCAAAACAUCUGCCUACCUUUCAUGGGCCAUGCACGUUUCAACUUGAGUUUACUCUCGACACAAAGUGUGGACCAAAUUUUUAGGGCAAAGGUACCCCAUAGGGGGAUGGUGAUGCUGCUAUAUAUAUAUAUCCCUUUGUUUUUAGCUUAUCUCCCUUCGAAUGGUCAUCCUAGUGCUUAUUUCCUGUUAAAGCUAAGGGUUAAGGUGGGGAAAAAGCAGAAACUAAGGAAAGGGUCAAGUCACCAUGGCCUGCUAAACCUUUAGGGGACUUGCACACAAAGAAGACAUGAGGACAGUAACCCUCUCCCAGUGCUGCUCUUAAACACGAUUGAAUUAUCAGAUUGAACUGUACAAUAUAGUUACUACAGAAACAUGAAGCCGCUGUUAUAUUUUCCUUCCAGAGAUGUAAUUCCUUCAAAACGUCAUGCCAGAUUUCGAUAUGACGUUUGUGUUUACUUCCCGAUGACCAAUCACAAAGUUAAUGCAAGCGAACUUGUGACACAGAAAGUUGUUGAAAACUAAUAUUAGGAUAAUCAUAAAUCUUUGAUCUCUUAAGGGAGCUUUGCUUCUAAAGGCAUGCCAACUGUAUCACAUAGCAUGAGGCUAACUUUGAAGAUAAUAUAGGGAUCAUGACUGGUAGCCACUGAAAAACUUGUCCCCUCUGAAUUUCUCUGAUCCUCUUUGAAAGUUGUGCCCUAUGAAUAAAUACUUCUUUUU
Pogona vitticeps (central bearded dragon) is the source of this 3098-nucleotide messenger RNA. It is a transcript of the gene CYP11A1, whose product is annotated as cytochrome P450 family 11 subfamily A member 1. Gene Ontology annotation, biological process: cortisol metabolic process; glucocorticoid biosynthetic process; cellular response to peptide hormone stimulus. Gene Ontology annotation, cellular component: mitochondrial inner membrane. The record is from RefSeq and is a predicted model, not a curated record. Gene Ontology annotation, molecular function: iron ion binding; cholesterol monooxygenase (side-chain-cleaving) activity; heme binding. Lineage: Eukaryota; Metazoa; Chordata; Lepidosauria; Squamata; Agamidae.